CUCCUGGAUCCCCCCUUUCCUUUGCGGUCCCCCCUUCGCUGCUCGUCAGGGCAGCUCGCUUUACGGCCCGGCGGCAAUGGCGGAGGGAGAGCGGGCGGAGAGCAGCGGAAGCCCCGGGCGGCCGCCGCAGGAGGGCGAGUCGGGGUCGCUGGACCGCGCCGAGGCUCUCAAGACGCAGGCGAACGACUUCUUCAAAGGAAAGGACUAUGAGAACGCAGUGAAGUAUUACACCCAGGCUAUCGAACUCAAUCCCACCAACGCCAUCUAUUAUGGCAACCGGAGCCUGGCCUAUCUGCGGACGGAAUGCUACGGCUACGCCUUGGCCGAUGCCACCAAGGCCAUCGAGUUGGACAAGAAGUACAUCAAAGGCUAUUACAGACGGGCCACCAGCAACAUGGCUCUGGGGAAGUUCAAGGCAGCCUUGCGGGACUAUGAGACGGUUGUCAAGGUGAAGCCUAACGAUAAGGAUGCCAAGAUGAAAUACCAGGAGUGCAACAAGAUUGUGAAGCAGAAGGCAUUUGAGCGGGCCAUUGCCAGUGAGGAGCACAAGCGGUCUGUGGUCGACUCCUUGGACAUAGAAAGCAUGACCAUUGAAGACGAGUACAGCGGCCCGAAGCUGGAGGACGGGAAGGUGACGCUUGCAUUCAUGAAGGAGUUGAUGCAGUGGUACAAGGACCAGAAGAAGCUGCAUAGGAAAUGUGCCUAUCAGAUCUUGGUGCAGGUGAAAGAGGUGCUAUCGAAACUCCCUACCUUAGUAGAAACUACAUUAAAAGAGACAGAGAAAGUAACUGUAUGCGGAGACACUCACGGCCAGUACUACGAUCUCCUGAACAUAUUUGAGUUGAACGGGCUGCCGUCGGACACAAAUCCAUACAUAUUUAACGGGGACUUUGUGGACCGUGGCUCCUUCUCCGUGGAAGUAAUAUUAACGCUCUUUGGUUUUAAGCUGCUAUAUCCGGACCAUUUCCACCUACUGCGUGGGAACCAUGAAACAGACAAUAUGAAUCAGAUCUACGGGUUCGAGGGGGAAGUCAAAGCCAAAUAUACAGCCCAGAUGUUCGAGCUGUUCAGCGAGGUGUUUGAGUGGCUUCCUCUAGCCCAGUGCAUCAACGGCAAAAUAUUGAUAAUGCACGGAGGGCUCUUCAGCGAAGACGGGGUGACGCUAGAUGAUAUCAGGAAGAUUGAAAGGAAUCGGCAGCCUCCAGAUUCAGGGCCGAUGUGCGACUUACUCUGGUCGGAUCCUCAGCCCCAGAACGGCCGGUCUGUCAGCAAGCGUGGCGUGAGCUGCCAGUUCGGGCCGGAUGUCACCAAAAGCUUCCUGGAGCGUAACCAGUUAGACUACAUCAUCCGCAGCCACGAGGUCAAACCGGAGGGGUAUGAGGUGGCCCACGACGGCAAGUGCAUCACCGUCUUCUCAGCCCCCAACUACUGCGAUCAGAUGGGCAAUAAAGGUUCCUACAUCCACUUGAAAGGCUCAGACUUGCGGCCAGAAUUUCACCAGUUCACAGCAGUGCCUCAUCCAAAUGUCAAGCCAAUGAUGUAUGCCAAUUCGCUGCUACAGUUGGGGAUGAUGUAAGCUGCCCUUCGCCUCCCUUCAGCACGGACCGCCCGACUGGGACCCCCUCCCCCUCUCCCCACAUCUUCUCCUUCCUGCCUGGAGACCGACCUGCUAGGCAAACGACUUUUUUGGUUUUAUUUUUUGGGGGUUUUUUUAAUGAUUUCUUCCAACAUCAGCCUUCACUAUAAAGCAGGGGUUGUUUUUGGCAGGGGACUUGCGGGAAGGGAGGGGGAGGAUAAGCCCGAGCAUCUUCUAGGGGGGAGGGUUUGCUAAGGAUUGCAUAAGUAACGCAUCCCUGACCCUCUCUUUUACGUGCUGACAUCGCACAGAUGAGAAGAAAGGCAGCCAGAGUGUUAGAAAUGACUGAUUUUUUUUAAUAUAUUGGAAGAUUGUAUUUAUUCCCUGUGUUCUCAGACUCCCCCCCCCCCGCUCCCCCCUUCUUUCUUCCUCAGUCUCCUUCCAAUUUGGUUAGACUCUCCCUCCCGCGUGUGCAGUCUAGGGGGAAGGGAGGGCGAAGGGAAGGGGCUUCUGUCAGCUGACGUGAUGCCUCUUGCCUCCGUUCCCUCCCGGAUGCCAUUUUCUGGGUGCUGCAAAGUGUGGUGGUGUUUGGGGUGCCAAAGCUCCACACACCUGUGUCCCAAAUACUCUGUGCCCCUUUGUCACAGCAAACAAAGGGGGUUGUACUGGCAGAGAAAGAAGGUUGGCGGGGGGGGGCAGGCCCCAGUGGGCAGCUCGUGUCAAGGGAAGCCCACGUCUUUUCCCCCAAGGAGCUUUGCUCAUGUGCAGCAAAGCUUUGUGGGGGGUAGGGUCUGUUGGCAGCAAGGAAGGGAAGACUCUUGGGCCUCUGGACUUCAACUUAGGUGGCCUGCCGGCUCUUUCCCCUCUGAUACAUGUUUACUGUCCACCCCACCCCCCCUUAGGUGACCAAGCCUGAAAGUUCCAGGCUGGUAUGGUAAUCUGUCCUGGGGUGGGUCAGGGAAGCUGUGGGAAACAUGGCUACGAAUCUCUCCUCCCCCCCACCCCACCACACCCCAUCUGUGCAGGGGAAGUCUGGGUGAACAGGAGGCAAUUAGUCCAUGGGCUUGCUUUUACUCAUUCCUGGCCAACAGCUCUUUCUUUCACCAGCAGUUGGUCAACUUGUAAUAGUGGAUAGAUCCAAGCUCUUCUUCCACUGGAGAGCGUGCAUGGGGGGGCGGGUGCUCAGGUGGUGGAGUGAGGAAAAACACAGGGCCGUUCUUUGGCUUUUAGGACCUCAUCAUUCCAGCCUGGAAGAGUGUGUGUGGGGGGGGGGGAGUGCUUUGAGGGAUCUUUGCUGCAGAAUUCAGAAUUUGAGGUGCUCUGGGAAGAAAAAACUAUUUCUGCAAGCUGUCUUGGGAGGGCAACAAUUUGGGUGCAGGAUUUGCUUCUGUGAGUGUCUUGUGGGGAGGAUCGUAUGCCGUGGUCUUCAAACCAUACUGCUCUUGAUAGGGAGAGAAUGACUUUCUAGAUCCUCCCCCAGCCCUCUUACAGCAGAAAUUGAGGGGGGGGAGGGGUCCCCCAGUUUUGAGGGGCUGCAGAACCAGGCAGUACAACUGUUGCAGCUUUUAAAGGCCCCCCCCCUUACUUCUCUUUGUGCCCUCCCCAAACCUUCGGACCGCCUGUUCUCACUCCUGCUCUGGCAAGGAAUAUUCAUUUCAGCUUUUCCAAACCGAAAUGAUAUUUCUUCUCUUUAGCCAGAAAAGAAAAACCAGCAGAUUCCUGCCCCCCCCCAGCACUUUGGAUGUUUCCCCACUGCUGACCAUGGAGGUUUUUUAUACAUCCAGGAUUCCCUUCCUGUUCACCCUCCCCCAUUACUGAGCUAUUUUACUGUCUGUAAUUAAAAGAUGUUAAAAUAAAGUAACUAU
This is a messenger RNA of Eublepharis macularius, 3441 nucleotides long. RefSeq names its product protein phosphatase 5 catalytic subunit (gene PPP5C). The coding region runs from base 77 to 1576 and encodes 499 amino acids. Gene Ontology annotation, cellular component: cytosol; nucleus. Gene Ontology annotation, molecular function: protein binding; protein serine/threonine phosphatase activity. Lineage: Eukaryota; Metazoa; Chordata; Lepidosauria; Squamata; Eublepharidae. The transcript is spliced from 13 exons. The record is from RefSeq and is a predicted model, not a curated record.